This is a messenger RNA of Aspergillus nidulans FGSC A4, 2250 nucleotides long. Its product is annotated as Zn(II)2Cys6 transcription factor. The transcript has a single exon. Bases 1 to 2250 code for a protein of 749 amino acids. Gene Ontology annotation, biological process: DNA-templated transcription; regulation of DNA-templated transcription. Gene Ontology annotation, cellular component: nucleus. Gene Ontology annotation, molecular function: zinc ion binding; DNA-binding transcription factor activity, RNA polymerase II-specific; DNA binding. Lineage: Eukaryota; Fungi; Ascomycota; Eurotiomycetes; Eurotiales; Aspergillaceae. The record is from RefSeq and is a predicted model, not a curated record.
AUGGAGUCCAACUCUGUUUUCGCAGGGCUGAACCGCCCCGGCAGCCAGCAAUGGCCGCAGCGUCGACGCAAGCGAGCGCAAGUGGCCAGGGCGUGUGGUGGCUGCCGCAUCCGCCACAUCAAAUGUGACAAUAGAAUUCCAUGUUCAAACUGUACCAUGAGCGGUAAUGAUUGCAGCAAUAGCGAUGCAUCAACCUCUUUCACUCUCUCCCAGGCUCAUCAAGAGAUUGCAGCGUUAAGACGGAAAGUCAUACAGCUGGAGGCAGAGCUUGAGAGCCGCUCCGGAGAUUUAUCUCAUCAGGCGGAGCUGACAACGCCAACGUCGUCGAUAUCGAGCACUGCCAGAGUCCAAACCAAUCAUGAGUAUCCGAAACAGCUUGGGUAUUGGGGUGGUGUACAGUUUAGCCCUGCUCGUUCUACUAGCAGUCGACCGAUUUGGCUGGGACCAUCGUCAUUGUACUCUUACGCCCAGCGCCUGAGUGCGUUUUUGAGUCUCACACUACAUCAAGAACAUUCGGUGGAUCAGCUGAUACCCAUAUCUGCGAGUGACAAUAAGCUUCUUGAUAGACCAUCUGCAGAUCCCAAGGAGAGCAUGGCCCGUCGGCUUUGCCCAUCGGCCUCGGAACAUCCGCCCAAAUCAGUCUACUUGACGCCUAUACAAGAAGAUUAUUUCAUCAGCUAUUUCUGGCAGACUUACCACGUCUCGCUCUUCCCGAUACUAGACGAGGCACAGUUCAAGAGACAUUAUCAGAGUCUAUGGAUUGCCGGGGGCAGAGAGCGCAGAGACUCCCCUCUUGUGGAUAUCAUCGUUGCAAUGUGCAUGCAGUACCACAUCUCUACCUUACCGCUGGAAUCCCAGAGUUUUCUUGUAGACGACAAAAGCGCCCUCGUAGCCGGACGAUGGUACUACUGGCGUGGACAGACCUUGCUUACCUACGAACUCGAAAGCCCUUCUUUAUCCACGCUACAAUGCCACCUGCUCUGUGCAGUAUAUCUCUGCGGCAGAUCUUUCCAUAAUAUGUUGGACAUUGCUGUGAGUAACGCUGUGCGCACAGCUUACACCCUCGGUCUCCACGUGGACCCUCCGUCCAGCAUGCCAGGGCCAGAACAGGAGUUGCGGCGGCGCCUGUGGUGGGCUGUAUACGUGAUGGAUAGCAAAACAGGGAUGAAGCUCGGCCGUCCAUUCAACCUCAAUAAUACCCAUGCCAUGCCCGCCCUUCCAAGCGAUACCUUCGAGGCUGCGACAAUGGGUGGGAGUGGCUCAGCCUUUAACCCCAUUAACGAGGAUACUACAUGGCUUAGCUUUAAUCUCCAACAGACAAAGCUCUACAUGACCAUUCGAGCUGCCCACAACGCUUUCUAUAACAAGGAUUUCCAUCUACAGGAUGGCCAGACCAUCUGGGAUGACCCCCGUGCACUGCAGGAGGGCGCAGGCGUCUUAGCCCAGUUUGCCCCAAGCCUCCAGACCUGGUGCAAUAAUGUGCCAAACGCACUAAGACUACUCCGUCAGGGAAACAGCAUGCCUUUUUCGACAGAUCCAGGCUCCGCGCUCUUCACCCUUGAGCAAUUCGCUCCCCCGUGGCUGCAGCGACAGCGAGUGCUCCUCGAACUCUCCUACCACCACCUCUGCAUCCAUUUAUACCGACCACUGAUCUCAUUCAAGUACUGCCCGUGUCCAGGAAGUCUAAUUGAAGAGCUAACACUGCGAUGCGUCGCACACGCCGUCUCCUUGACAAAAAUAACCCAUCAAGUGCUCCAGGAAACUUCCAUUCUAGAUGGAUGGCACGAAGCCUUCUAUUUCCAAUGGAAUGCAGCAAUGACAUUAAUUGGGGCGAUAAUGGUAUCCCCAUUCUCAUCGGUUGCCUGCGAUAUAAAGAGCGCAUUGGCCCUAGCAGUCGCAGUGUUUGAGAAUUUCGGCGCGAGGAUGCCUGUCGCGGCGAAUGCGAUGAAGAUAAUACGAUGUCUUCUUCGUAAAGUUGAAAAUUUGGAGCACGGACAGGAUUUGAAUCGGGAUCAGAAUGAGUAUGAGAAUUAUUCUGAAGAGACUCUUUGGGAGGAUCUGUCCGGUCUGCCUAGGGACCAAGGGCAUUCCUCCAGCGGCUUUUGGGCUCCCCUUACUGAAGACGAAAAUGGGAGCAGGGGCCGAUCGGAAUUAGAAUUGCUGGACCUGGUGGGCGAUAUUGAUUUUUGGAAUUCUAUAGACAAGCUCUGGCCGGAGACAAAUUUGGACUAUUGCUUUGGCGCAAGGUAG